AUGCAGCACCACCAAUGCUGCCUGUGCAAGAGCCUGCAAAUCUGCUGGGAAGAAAGAUGCACCUACACCAGUAUCCUCGGCCAGGCUAACAUCCCCAGCAUCGAGGCGCUGAUCGUCCCUGAUCGGCUACAAUGGGCUGGGCGCAAUGCAGACAGCUCUCCUGCAAAUCAUUCUGCCAAUUCAAGCCAGUCUCUGCUAGGCCGAGCCUUUGUGGACAAGACUGUUGUAGCUGCUAGUAAGAAGGUACAAGAGGAGAUGCAAGUCAGUGCUCUGUCAGGCCCGUGGAUUAUUAGGACAUGUGGUGCUAGUGGGCCCAAAGGACCAACACAGACCCAGUGCAACAAUGCUUACAGGAAUACGAGUACCUCUGUGGUGGUUGUAGCUAAAGGUUCUUGGAAGGGCAUUCAGAAAUGGAGAGUGCCAUCAACAGACACAUACAAGAUAUCAGCAUACGGAGCUGCUGGAGGCACAGGAGGGAAGGGAAACUUUAGAAGAUUUCAUGGUGUGUUAGUACAAGCCAUUUUCCAACUAGAAAAAGAUCUAAUUCUGUACAUAUUGGUUGGACAACAGGGAGAAGAUGCUUGUCCGAAUGUAAAUCCCACCAUCCAGAGUGUUUGCUUGGGAGAGAAUAAUGUGAUUGAGGAGGAGUUAAAAGCAAACGGCAAUGUCACUGAGUGGGCAGGAGGUGGAGGAGGAGGUGGAGGAGCCACAUUUAUCUUCAAGAUGGAUAAUGGAGAACCAGUACCACUGCUGAUAGCAGCAGGUGGAGGUGGCAAAGCCUAUUUAAGUAAAGACUCCAGUUUCCCAGAAGAGAUGCUCGAAACCGAUUCCACUGUUCCUGGUUUGAAUGGGAGGUCAGGUGCUGCAGGGGGUGGUGGUGGUUGGAGUGACAUCACUAUCCCACCAUGGUCUGGCAAAUCACUGACUGAAGGAGCUGAAGGUGGUCAAUCCUGCCCACAGGCCAUCAAGAAGUGGGGCUGGAUAACACAUGGAGGUUUCGGAGGAGGAGGAGGAGCUUGUACGGCAGGGGGAGGUGGUGGAGGCUAUACAGGUGGGAAUGCAACUGAGAAUAAUCAUCCUGAAAAAGAUGGUGGCUGUGGUGUUUCUUAUAUUAGUCCAUUGGGUGAAAUCUACACCCCACCACUAGCAGUGACAGAAAGCCACGGGGAGGUUGAAAUUGUGCUGCAUUUAAAUUGCAGCCACUGUGAACAUAAUGACUGUGUAUUUGACCAUAUGAAAGAAGAACUCAUCUGUUUGUGUGAAUCAGGAAAAAUAUUGGCUUCUGACAGUGUUACCUGCAUUUUACCCCCGGAGGGGCACCUGCCACUCUCCCUUGUGCUUUCGGUCGUGUUGUCGGUUGUGGUAGCGGCCUUGCUUCUCGCCUUCUCAGGAAUCAUGAUUGUAUAUCGCCUCAAACACCAAGAACUGCAAGCCAUGCAGAUGGAACUGCAAAGUCCUGAUUACAAGCUCAGCAAGCUGCGAACUUCAACCAUCAUGACCGACUACAAUCCGAACUACUGCUUUGCUGGAAAAACUACUUCCAUCAGUGAUCUCAAAGAAGUUUCCCGCAAAAACAUUGUCCUCAUACGUGGCCUGGGACAUGGAGCAUUUGGCGAGGUUUAUGAAGGUCAAGUGACCGGUGUUCCAGGCGAACCCAGCCCUUUGCAAGUUGCUGUGAAGACUUUGCCUGAGGUGUGUUCGGAACAGGACGAGUUGGAUUUCUUGAUGGAGGCCCUGAUAAUUAGUAAAUUCUGCCACCAGAAUAUCGUGCGAUGUAUAGGAGUCAGCCUGCAGGCUCUUCCUCGCUUCAUUCUACUAGAGCUGAUGGCAGGAGGAGACAUGAAAUCCUUCCUUCGAGAGUAUCGACCUAAACCGGGGCAACCAUCAACUCUCAGCAUGUUGGAUUUACUGAAUGUGGCUCGUGACAUUGCUCGCGGUUGUCAGUAUCUGGAGGAGAAUCACUUUAUCCACCGCGAUAUAGCUGCAAGAAAUUGCCUUCUCACUUUCAAAGGUACGGGAAGAGUGGCUAAGAUUGGAGAUUUUGGAAUGGCUCGUGAUAUAUACAGGGCUAGUUAUUACAGAAAGGGUGGUCGUGCCAUGCUCCCAGUGAAAUGGAUGCCACCAGAGGCCUUCAUGGAAGGAAUAUUUACUUCAAAAACAGAUACUUGGUCCUUUGGAGUGUUACUGUGGGAAAUCUUUUCACUUGGGUACAUGCCAUAUCCCAGCAAGAGUAACCAGGAAGUGCUGGAGUUUGUCACAAGUGGUGGUCGAAUGGAUCCACCCAAAAACUGCCCUGGUCCUGUGUAUCGAAUAAUGACUCAGUGUUGGCAGCACCAGCCUGAAGACAGACCUAACUUUGCAACAAUAUUGGAAAGAAUUGAUUAUUGCACACAGGAUCCUGAUGUAAUAAACACUUCCUUGCCUGUAGAAUAUGGGCCUCCAGCGGAAGAAGAAGGAAAUGUUCCCGUGCGCCCAGAUGAUCCUGAUGGACUAGCGCCUCUUUUAGUUUCACCAGCACAAGAAACCGAGAGCCAAGGAGCAUCCACUGACCUCGCCCUGCCACCCCAGCGUCCAACCAACCUCUGCCUUGGUGAACAUCGGGUCAAAUUUGUUCCCAACGAUUCUGCCGUUGUACAUACUGGAGGGCCAGCUGAGGAUGGGUCUCAUGUCAACAAGACGUACUCACAAAUGAACAACUCUUCUGCUUUGCAACAAGGUAGGGGCUCCCGGAAAAAACCUACCAACCUCUGGAACCCUACAUAUGGGUCAUGGUUCACAGAAAAACCUAUCGUGCAAAACAACAAUACUUUGACUGACAACAGACCACCAGAAAGGGAAGAUUCUGGUUUCCAUGCCAGUGGCAGUUCUUCUACUACCAUCCCAAAUUCCAGGCCACAGGCCUCUGCUGUUGUAUUAGAACCUUCUUCUCUUGUCGCCAAUACAUUGGAUGUGCCUCUAUUCCGCCUGCAGCAUUUUCCUUGUGGGAAUGUGAGUUAUGCAUUCCAGCAGCAGCAGCAACAACAGGGAUUGUCUCUGGAAGCUACGUCUGUUUGUGCUACUCGUAAAGAAGAUUACAACUCACAUAUUAGUAAAGGUUUACCUGCUCAGCAGGACCCACGUGUUCACCCGGUUGCCAAUAUACCCACUUGGGACUCAGGACUCUCUCUCGCAGAGGAUGUAAAUGUCACUAUACUGUAA
This is a messenger RNA of Hemiscyllium ocellatum (epaulette shark), 3198 nucleotides long. RefSeq names its product ALK tyrosine kinase receptor-like. NCBI's taxonomy places the organism in Eukaryota, Metazoa, Chordata, Chondrichthyes, Orectolobiformes, Hemiscylliidae. Gene Ontology annotation, molecular function: transmembrane receptor protein tyrosine kinase activity; ATP binding. The transcript is spliced from 20 exons. The coding region runs from base 1 to 3198 and encodes 1065 amino acids. Gene Ontology annotation, cellular component: membrane; signaling receptor complex. Gene Ontology annotation, biological process: cell surface receptor protein tyrosine kinase signaling pathway; regulation of cell population proliferation; regulation of neuron differentiation. The record is from RefSeq and is a predicted model, not a curated record.